AUGGAGAGUGCGGGGCGAUUUGGUACCACCAUUCAGGUGUGCCACGUGACUACAGAUCGCAUGCUCCAGAUUAGUUCCGGUGCGCUAGGGCCGAAAGAAGCGGCAUCACUUUACGGGGCCUUCAUGGGAGAUAUUCAUAUGCGGAAACGACUGGUGUCAAGACAGUCUAUUCCGAGGGCUGGAUACGAUAUUCAUAUGCGGAAACGUUUAGCUGCCAACUCGUCACUUUCCUCUGAGCCUGUCGAACGAUUCGACGUCGAUGAGCAUGCCGGUGAUAGAGGUGCUGCUGGAUGA
Anisakis simplex (herring worm) is the source of this 294-nucleotide messenger RNA. NCBI's taxonomy places the organism in Eukaryota, Metazoa, Nematoda, Chromadorea, Rhabditida, Anisakidae. The record is from the annotation of a GenBank genome assembly.